CCUCCUCAGCGACGGCGGUUGGUUGAGAGUCCGCGCGGCGGAGAAGGAACAACAGAGCUGACAGCAGCACGCGACUCCAGUCACGUCAAGGAGAAGAUGGAGCAGCACACAGGCGCCGCGGAGUUCAACAUCUUGUUAGCUACUGACUCCUACAAGGUCACACAUUACAAACAGUAUCCACCCAACACCACCAAGGUGUACUCUUACUUUGAGUGCCGCGAGAAGAAGACAGACCCUACCAAGCUCAGAAAAGUCAAAUAUGACAAAACGGUCUUCUAUGGGCUUCAGUACAUUCUCCACAGAUAUUUAAAAGGACAGGUCGUCACACGAGAGAAGAUUCAGGAAGCAAAAGAGGUGUACCGGGAACACUUUCAGGAUGAUGUGUUCAAUGAAAAAGGAUGGAACUACAUUUUGGAGAAAUACAAUGGUCACCUGCCCAUCGAGAUCAAGGCUGUGCCGGAGGGAAGCGUUAUCCCUCGUGGGAAUGUGCUGUUCACCGUAGAAAGCACAGAUCCGGAGUGUUACUGGCUCACUAACUGGGUAGAGACUAUCCUGGUUCAGAUCUGGUAUCCCAUCACCGUCGCGACAAACUCGCGAGAACAGAAGAAGAUCCUGGCCAAAUAUCUCAUGGAAACGUCUGGAAGCCUGGAAGGACUGGAAUAUAAACUGCAUGACUUUGGCUACAGAGGGGUUUCCUCUCAAGAGACGGCUGGAAUCGGCGCUUCUGCACACUUGGUAAACUUCAAAGGAACAGACACCGUGGCCGGGAUCUGUGCUAUCAAGAAGUACUACGGCACCAAAGACCCGGUUCCUGGUUUCUCCGUUCCAGCUGCAGAACACAGCACAAUCACUGCCUGGGGAAAGGACCAUGAGAAGGAUGCUUUUGAACACAUCAUCAAGCAGUUCCCGUCUGUCCCCGUGUCUAUCGUCAGCGACAGCUACGACAUCUACAACGCCUGCGAGAAGAUCUGGGGUGAGGACCUGAGGGGUCUGAUCGAGAUGAGGAGUGCAGACGCCCCGCUGGUGGUCCGACCGGAUUCGGGAAACCCUCUAGACACAGUGCUAAAGGUCCUAGAAAUUUUAGGAAAGAAGUUUCCUCUGGUUGAGAACUCUACAGGCUAUAAGGUGCUUCCACCCUACAUCCGAGUCAUUCAGGGCGACGGUGUGGACAUCAAUACUUUACAGGAGAUUGUGGAGGGCAUGAAAGAGCACAGAUGGAGCAUCGAGAACAUCGCGUUUGGCUCAGGAGGAGCACUGUUGCAGAAACUGACCCGAGAUCUGCUCAACUGCUCUUUUAAGUGCAGUUAUGUGGUGACGAAUGGACUGGGCGUCAACGUCUUCAAAGACCCUGUUGCAGACCCCAACAAAAGGUCAAAGAAGGGUCGGCUUUCUCUUCACAGGACGCCGAGUGGAGAUUUUGUUACUCUGGAAGAGGGGAAGGGUGAUCUGGAGGAAUAUGGAGAGGACUUGCUGCACACUGUGUUCAGAAACGGGAAGAUUGUGAAGACGUACACCUUCGAUGAGGUCAGAGACAAUAGCAAGCUGAAGGAGAGCGAACUGUAGGAUCUUCUGCUGUGAGAGCGUCUCCCAUCAGCCCUCUCUCACACAGUUACCCCAUGCUCAGUGUACAGAUCUGUUCUAUGUUUCUGUCAACUGACUCCACUAUGCUUCAGUGUCUCUUUCUAACGGCGGAUGAGAGCAGUUAUCAUGCUAUUUAAAUCAUUUAACUGUGUAUUUGACCAAGUGUGCUACUGAUCACACGUCUUUGCAGGAAUGGAGACGUUUAUGUGCGCGUAUACCGCGAGAAGAUUUGCUUUGCUUGACUUUAGGACUGAAAGGUAAUAGUUCCGUGUUUGUUGAAUGUGAAUGUUGUGUGUAGGGUUUAUCACUUUAUCCAAGGAUUGAUCUAUUCCUUUAUGCAAAGGAGACGGCAGAACUAGAGGGACACUUUCAUUCUCUUUCAUCGGCCUUGUGUUUAUUUUAUGUCAUGUCUGGUUUUAUUUGAAAGAUGAAACCAAAAAGAGCAUGAUUAGGUCGAAUUUCACCCUAAAAUCAAGAGGAAAAAAUAAGAAACUUAAUUGUGCAUAAAGAAAUUAGCAU
Messenger RNA from Carassius carassius (crucian carp), 2100 nucleotides. Its product is annotated as nicotinamide phosphoribosyltransferase. Gene Ontology annotation, biological process: NAD+ biosynthetic process. NCBI's taxonomy places the organism in Eukaryota, Metazoa, Chordata, Actinopteri, Cypriniformes, Cyprinidae. Bases 97 to 1563 code for a protein of 488 amino acids. The transcript is spliced from 11 exons. Gene Ontology annotation, molecular function: nicotinamide phosphoribosyltransferase activity. The record is from RefSeq and is a predicted model, not a curated record.